This is a messenger RNA of Mucor velutinosus, 1518 nucleotides long. RefSeq lists its product as uncharacterized. The transcript has 7 exons. Gene Ontology annotation, cellular component: nucleus; Z disc. The record is from RefSeq and is a predicted model, not a curated record. Bases 1 to 1518 code for a protein of 505 amino acids. Gene Ontology annotation, molecular function: transcription coregulator activity. Lineage: Eukaryota; Fungi; Mucoromycota; Mucoromycetes; Mucorales; Mucoraceae.
AUGGCAACAGAAAGAAUUUCACAAAUUUUACCUACCGUCAAAUGCUCAGACUGUGGACGAGAUGUCCUCAUCCGCCGUUUGGGAGAUCACCUUUGCACAAGUCAGCCUCCAGUGCCGUCGCUACCCAUCAUUCCUCAAGCUAAAGAUAAAUUCAACAAGACGGGAAACAACAUUAGCAAGCCAAUCUCGCCAUUGCAGAGCCCCAACGGAUCUAGCUAUGGUAGCAAGAAGAAUGAUUUCUACUCUUCCAAUGCAACAACAACAACAGCAUCAGCAGCAGCAGGAUCAGUUACACCGCCCUAUUAUAGUGGGAUGGCGAGAGAUCUGCAACGUCCUGUAAUGAAGGACACCUAUACUGACGACUCAUACUCUGACGAUUUCUACAAGGCACCAUACAAGAGUUCUUACCAUAGCAAUAGCAGCAGUAGCAACAUGGAUUUACCGAGAAAAAAUAGCACCUCUCCUGCUCCCUCGAGUCCGAGCUCAUAUCGGAACAGAAAUGAUUCUAAUCCUGAUUUCAACACUCGCUAUGAAGGAACCAGAAAGCAAUCAUUAGGCAACAUUUAUCAGCAACAACAGCAAUCUUACUCCACACCCACUGCAAACACUUACAAUAGUAGCAGUGGUGCCCUGGACAAUUUGAUGGCCGAUUUGAUGAAUUCCAUGAACGAUGAUAUCCACUUGUCUGCUACAAACAUGAUGCCCUCACCACAGAGCAAAUCUUCGCACUGUGAUGUUUGCAGAGAGGAUUUUGAUUACAGAGACGAUGUGAAAACUGCUGGUGGAAAGUGCUACCAUAAGACAUGCUUUACUUGCCGCCUGUGUAGCACUCCCUUUGAUCAACGUCGCACACAUCAUGAAUACGAAGGCAAACUCUAUUGUGAGAGAGAUUUUCAUGUGGUCAAGAACCGUAUCAUGUGUGCUUCCUGUGAUCGAGCCAUUCCACCAUCAGUUGCACCGAUUAAGGCAUUAGGCAAAUUUUAUCAUCCAGGCCAUAUCAAGUGUUACCAUUGUUACGCAGGCAUUGAUGAUCGCACAGGCUGGAAGGAAUAUCAAGGCCGUGUGUAUUGCAGACAAGACUUCAAAUCACUCUUUUUACCAAAAUGCAGAGCGUGUCAUAAAACAGUUGAAAAGAAUGCAGUAUCUGCAAUGGAUGGAAAACUACAGGGCAAAUGGCAUUUGGAAUGCUUUGGAUGUCACACCUGUCGCAGACCCUUUCCCGACAAUACAUUCUAUGUGUUUGAGGAUGCGCCUUACUGUAAGAGGCACUAUCACGAGCUGAACAAUAGUUUAUGCAAACGAUGCUCGGAUCCAAUUGAAGGGUACUGUGCUUAUACCAGUCCAGAGAAUUGGAGGUUCCAUCCCAAUUGCUUUACAUGCGAGACUUGUUAUACAAGACUAGACAAUGAAUACUACGUAACAAAUGGAAGAAUAUACUGUGAAAAAGAUAUCAGACGCCAAUACCACCAAAAGAACUACAACUUGACCAAACGAAAAACACAAAUGUACAAUAUUUAA